Messenger RNA from Mercurialis annua (annual mercury), 1556 nucleotides. RefSeq lists its product as uncharacterized. The coding region runs from base 112 to 1473 and encodes 453 amino acids. Gene Ontology annotation, biological process: GPI anchor biosynthetic process; protein localization to plasma membrane. The transcript is spliced from 16 exons. Gene Ontology annotation, molecular function: glucosaminyl-phosphatidylinositol O-acyltransferase activity. The record is from RefSeq and is a predicted model, not a curated record. Gene Ontology annotation, cellular component: membrane; endoplasmic reticulum. NCBI's taxonomy places the organism in Eukaryota, Viridiplantae, Streptophyta, Magnoliopsida, Malpighiales, Euphorbiaceae.
CUUGUGCAGCCGCAGCUCCAUACUUUCACCACGCUUCAUCAUCUAAUUUUCAGUUCCAUCUUCUGUGACCUGGGAAGACAAAGACCGGUGCAAAGAAGCGAUCUGGGUGAAAUGGAAUCGUCACUCAAUCCAAAGAAACGCCUCAAAGAAGAAUUCGUAAGCAAUUUGAAGGGUUCUUCCAUGCUUGAAAUCGCUGCACUCUCCUCUCUUAUCCCUCUUCUCUUUGUUUUCCAACAUUCCAUCUCCUCCUUUUACACAAAUGGCUGUAAUGUCCGUAUCAAGAAACAUCAUGGCAGCUCUUACAUGGCCAUUUUAACUUUGGAUUUUCUUUUUCUGCUUCUUCCUACUCUCUUCUUUCUCACAGUUCUAGCAGAAUGGAUAUUUAUAUCUGCAAUCUUGCUGGCGGCACUCAUUUUCACCAUUGCAGCUAAAAGGGUUGCAACUUCUACUUGUUAUUCUCAAGGCUCACUUUCUCUCAGUUCAAUAAUUUCCUCAUACAGGGUUCUCGUGAUGGCUGUUACUUGCCUUUGUAUCUUGGCUGUUGAUUUUAGAAUAUAUCCAAGAAGAUAUGCCAAAACUGAGACAUAUGGUACGAGUUUGAUGGAUUGUGGAGUUGGCUCCUUCAUUUUGGCGAAUUCACUAGUUUCAAGACAAGCACGAAGUCUGUCUUUUGUGAGCCUGAAGGCUUCAAUUCAGUCAACUAGUCCACUUUUGCUUUUGGGGUUUGGACGACUUCUAUCAACUAAUACAGUGGAUUAUCAGGUUCAUGUAGGAGAAUAUGGAGUACAUUGGAAUUUCUUUUUCACACUAGCAGCUGUGUCAAUUCUUACCUCGAUAAUUCGAGUUCCUCCACAGUACUCAGGAAUUCUUGGUUUAGCAAUCCUGAUUGGUUAUCAAUUUUGGCUGGUUAAUGGAUUAAAUGUGUAUUUGCUUUCUGAUGAAAGGGGAGCAGAUAUCUUAAGCAAAAAUAAGGAGGGGAUUUUUAGCAUACUUGGAUAUUGGAGCAUGUACCUUCUUGGUGUCCAGUUUGGUUACUAUCUAUUUUUCGGGAAUCAGUCCUCUACUAAAAUGAAAAGCAUUAAGUGGGCAAGGAUCAGAGUCUUAUUCUUUUCACUACUGUUGUGGUUGAUAACUGUGAUUCUGGACAGACAUGUUGAAAGUGUUUCCCGUAGGAUGUGCAACAUGGCUUACGUUACCCUGGUGCUGGCUCAAAGCUUUCAGGUUUUGGCCAUACUAAUGCUCUCUGAUUUCAUUGCUGGAAGUAGAAUGUCAUUGCUUGAAGAAGCCGUUAAUCGGAAUUUACUAGGCACAUUUCUUCUGGCAAACGUGCUUACAGGUCUGGUAAACAUGUCUGUGGAUACUCUGUUUUCUACGACACCAUCGGCCCUAUUUAUUCUACUUGUUUAUGCUUAUGUUUUAUCAAUUUCUGCCGGAUUAUUGCAGUUUUAUGGUGUUAGGCUAAAAUUUUGGUAGUGGGUACAAAAUUGUCAAUGUUGAUGUAAUCAUUUUAGACGUUUAGUUGUUCUUGUUGUUAUUAAUAUAUAUGUUGCUCUUUA